UUAUAGCAAACUCUUCUCAGUGUACCCACGAAGCAUUGAAGGGGUGUAAAUGAACGACAAGUACAGAUUUAUAAACGUGGAUUCUUUUUCUCUCUUUCUUUUUUGUGAAAAGCUCCUUCGGGAACAGAAACCGUAACAGAAGACGCGUUAGUUGUUGUAAAUUCAGUCCUGAUCUGAGAGAUCACAAUGACUAAAGAGGAGGAUAUUCCAGACUGGGUGGGUGGACAAGAGUUCUACAAUAAAUAUGAACCCAAAGAGAUCCUAGGAAGAGGGGUAAGCAGUGUGGUUCGUCGCUGUGUGGACAAGCAAACCAACCAGGAAUAUGCAGUAAAGAUCAUAGAUAUCACACCAUCAGAUAAAAUGACUCCCCAGGAGAUAGAAGAGAUUCGAGAGGCUACUGUAAAAGAGAUUGACAUCCUUCGGAAAGUCUCCGGACAAAAGAACAUAAUACAACUGCAAGACUGCUUUGAGUCAAAUGCCUUCUUCUUUUUAGUUUUUGACCUAAUGAAGAGGGGAGAAUUAUUUGAUUACCUCACAGAGAAAGUGACUCUGAAUGAGAAAGAGACACGGAAGAUCAUGCGUGCUCUGCUGGAAGUGGUGCAGUUCCUUCAUGCCGAAAACAUUGUACACAGGGACCUCAAGCCAGAGAAUAUCCUGCUGGAUGAUAACAUGAACCUUAAGUUAACAGACUUUGGCUUCUCUGUCCAGAUAGAACCUGGACAGAGGCUAAAAGAGGUUUAUGGAACACCUGGUUAUUUAGCUCCUGAAAUCAUUGAAUGCUCUAUGGACUCCUGUCACACUGGCUAUGGAUCUGCUGUUGACCUCUGGAGUUCCGGGGUGAUCUUUUACACUCUGCUGGCUGGAUCCCCACCAUUUUGGCACAGAAAGCAGAUGCUGAUGCUGCGAAUGAUUCUUGCUGGGAAAUAUGAAUUCAGCUCUCCCGAGUGGGAUGACCGUUCUGAUACUGUCAAGGACCUGAUUUCCAGGUUACUGGUGGUGGACCCACAGAGGCGCUAUACUGCUACAGAGGCCCUAAACCACCCUUUCUUCCAGCAGUAUGAGGUUGCAGAGGUCCGCCACUUCAGUCCUUAUAGGAAGUUCAAGGUUAUCUGCCUGACUGUACUGGCUACCAUGCGCAUUUACUGCAGCUACCGCCGGGCCAAACCUGUAACUAAGGAAGUGAUUCGCAGAGACCCUUACGCCAUCAAACCACUACGGAAGAUGAUCGAUGCCUGUGCCUUUAAGAUCUACGGCCACUGGGUGAAGAAAGGGCAGACUCAGAACAGAGCAGCCCUGUUUGAAAAUACUCCUAAAUUCAUCUUGCUGUCUAUUGCAGCAGAGGAGAAUGAAAUAACCCUAAGGACUCCAUAAGACAACCCUUACCUCUGGAGCCAUUCAGGAAAACGAACUGACUAUAUUAACAUCACGUCUAUGUUAACACACAGAAUGGCAUGUAGCGCAGCUAGCAAAGGUGAAGUCAGAGUAAUAUGAACAUAUUUACAGUUCCAAAGGGAUUUCACACAUAAAGGGAUUUUCCUAGGCUUAGUGAACUUAGUGAAUGUGGUGCUUGGAACGGGUCUCUGAGCCACUGGGGAGCAGCAGCUCACAGAAAACUAUAAACUAUAAAGUGUUUCAAAUAA
Electrophorus electricus (electric eel) is the source of this 1640-nucleotide messenger RNA. RefSeq names its product phosphorylase kinase, gamma 1b (muscle) (gene phkg1b). Gene Ontology annotation, cellular component: phosphorylase kinase complex. The record is from RefSeq and is a predicted model, not a curated record. Gene Ontology annotation, biological process: protein phosphorylation; glycogen metabolic process. Gene Ontology annotation, molecular function: phosphorylase kinase activity; calmodulin binding; ATP binding. Lineage: Eukaryota; Metazoa; Chordata; Actinopteri; Gymnotiformes; Gymnotidae.